This is a messenger RNA of Phyllopteryx taeniolatus (common seadragon), 6150 nucleotides long. RefSeq names its product myocyte-specific enhancer factor 2D homolog. Lineage: Eukaryota; Metazoa; Chordata; Actinopteri; Syngnathiformes; Syngnathidae. The coding region runs from base 498 to 2225 and encodes 575 amino acids. The transcript is spliced from 13 exons. Gene Ontology annotation, biological process: positive regulation of transcription by RNA polymerase II; cell differentiation. Gene Ontology annotation, molecular function: RNA polymerase II cis-regulatory region sequence-specific DNA binding; protein dimerization activity; DNA-binding transcription factor activity, RNA polymerase II-specific. The record is from RefSeq and is a predicted model, not a curated record.
GCAGGCGUCCAUCAAAAUCUUGAUGUCAAUGACGUCGAUCAUACGCUGGUUUCACUGUAUCGCCUUGGUGAACGGACAGUAUAGUUACUUAAAACAUGAAAUGGAAUAAAAUGUCGCGGAUUCUUUCCCAACGAGGCGUCACGCAAGCGUAACUUCAUCAGUGGUUCUUCACUGAGAAGUAUCCCGUCCCGGCAGUCGUUUCGUGUGUCGGCUUUUAAUCGCCAAUAUUUCAGGGUGAGGAGCGACAGCCUCCUCCAUUGUCAACCAUUCCUCUUCAGCGGUUUCCGCCGUCCGUCGCUUCACCUUCAACCUGGCCAGAGAAAUGUGCCAGCGCCGCCACUGCUGUUGUUCUCCGCCACCUUCCCGUGUCUGACUUUCUUUCGGGGAAUAUAAAACAAAACAAAAAGCUUGCAGGGCUAAAGAGAGAGAGAGAGAGUGAGAAAGAAAGAAAGAAAGAGAUAGCACUUCUUCACUUGAUUUAACCGCCGCUAAGCAUCAUGGGUAGGAAAAAGAUUCAGAUUCAGCGGAUCACAGACGAAAGAAACAAGCAGGUGACGUUCACCAAGCGCAAGUUCGGCCUGAUGAAGAAGGCGUACGAGCUGAGCGUGCUGUGCGACUGCGAGAUCGCCCUGAUCAUCUUCAACCACGCCAACAAGCUCUUCCAGUACGCCAGCACUGACAUGGACAAGGUGCUGCUCAAGUACACCGAGUACAACGAGCCCCACGAGAGCCGCACCAACGCCGACAUCAUCGAGACUUUACGAAAGAAAGGCUUCAACGGUUGUGACAGUCCGGAGCCCGACGGCGAAGACUCCAUCGAUCAGAGUCCCCUGAAUGACGACAAGUUCCGGAAGACCACCGAGGACCUUGAUGUUCUCUUCAAGCGCUACGGACAGUCGACGGCUCCGCCGCAGACCUUCUCCAUGCCCGUCACCGUGCAAGCGUCCAAUCCCAGCCCGCUGCAGUUCAGCAACCCUGGUAAUGCGCUGGUAACUACCUCCUAUGUGACGGCGGCGGCUCUCGCCGACACCCACCUCCUGUCGCCACAGCAACCGGCUCCUCCGAGGAACACCGUGUCUCCCGGGUUGCCACAGCGACCGGCCAGCGCAGGCGCUCUUCUGGGAGGCGACCUGAAUAAUUCAAAUGGAGGAUGUCCAAGUCCAGUCCCUAACGGCUACACCAGCGCCAGGGCUUCGCCAGGCCUCCUCGCCGUCUCCAACGGCAACAGCCUGGGCAAGGUGGCCCCGGCCAAGUCGCCACCGCUGCCGCCCACCAGCCCCCAGAUGGUUAGCAGCCGCAAGCCUGACCUCCGGGUCAUCACCUCUCAGGGCGGGAAGAGCCUCAUGCAGAUGACAGAGGAUGAGCUGGAUUUGGUAAACGAGAACGCCCAACGGCUGGCAGUUGGUGCCCAGGUGGCCCAGACUCUGACCACGCCUGUGGUGUCUGUGGCCACGCCCAGCCUCCUGGCGCAGGGGCUGCCCUUCUCCGCCAUGCCUACGGCGUACAACACAGAGUACCAGCUGACGAGCGCAGACAUCACCGCGCUUCACGCCCUGGCGUCUCCUGGCGGCUUGCUGCCCACCAGCGUGGCGACGUGGCAGCCGCAGCAGCAGCCCAUCGUCUCGCAGCAACCGCAGCAGCAGCAGAUGCAACAGCAGCAGAUCAAUCUGGCGUCGCUCAGCAACUUGGUCAUGUGGGGUGUGGACAAACAGAGCAGCGAGCUGUCUAGCCAGGUGUCCAGUCUGGCCGCCAAUCUGAGUCUGGGCUCUCCGUCCAACCUGCUCUUGGGUAGAGAUGAGUGGUUGGGCCGGCCCGUGGCGCAUAUACCUCAAGGCGCCAUGUUGACAGUCAACACCAACAGUGGCGUCAGCAUCAAGUCGGAGCCGGUGUCGCCGGGCCGGGACCGCAGCACCCCUUGCCCUCCACCGGCCCCGCCGCCGCUUCAGUCCUCUUGCGCCACCCUGACUGCGCCGCCACAGUAUCCUGGAUCGCUUCUGUGCCUGGAGCCCCCCACGGGACGCUCGCCCGCCGACAGCGUGAGCAGCAACGCCAGCUCCUUCGAAGGCAGCGACCGGGAGGACACAGGCGGCGGCGGUGCUAACAGCACCAACAUGGUCACGGCGGCCGCAGGAAGCGUCGGGCCGGGCCGCUCUGACUUCAGCCCCUCGCCGGAGCAAGAGGGGGGCAACAUCAAGAGAAUGAGACUGGACGCCUGGGUGACAUAAGCGGCGGCCCAGAGUACGCAGGGAGGUUCGGACAACACAAACACAUCACGUCACGUCGUACACGCCACACGUGAGGACGUCGUAUACAAAUGCCUCACCACGCGCUUUCACGCAAGAUUUUAGCCUCAACACCAACACGUGUGUGUACAUUCUCAGUCAUCCAGGCAAAACUUGAAUGGAGGCGACUGGACUGUUGUUGGUUGAUCACGUUUCACCUUUGAUCCAAUGUAGAGCUGACUUUCUGCACUCGUAAGCUAUCAUGUGCAGCGCCAACAAUCCCCCAAAUGAUUGGUUGGUUUAUGGAUCGAGUGAUUGUUGGUUUUUUGAUUAGUCGAUUUAUUAAGUCUCCGACGGGCGUGUCUUCUGGGGAUGGUCACAUGAGGGUUCUUGCCACCAGGUGUGGCUAGUGAAUGACCAUUUUGCAUAACAACUGUUUGUUUACCUAAUGCCUGGAUCAGACUAAAAGAUUUUAGCCCAGUUAUUGGCCCGUUCGCUAUUGUGGCCGACUUUUCAAUUUGAGUCCAAUUUAUUUGGGCGGGAACGACAAAACUCUUUGUAGUGUGACAAUCCCCGCUAUCAUAGCCCUGUGAUGGCAAAAAGGAAAAAUAUUUUUGGGGGGGGAUAUCUUUCGUGUAGGGUGACAUAGUAACGAGACCCUCUGACAUCGCACCUUUAUAGUACUAUAUAGCGCCCUCGUGAGAAACUAAAUUUCUCUUAUUGUGUGAUCCAGGGAUAACUGGUGGCAAAACGGCCAUUCACCAGCCACACCUGGCAACAAUAGCAGAACUCUGCUAACCAACCAAUCAAUUGACCAACCAGUCAUUCAAGCAAAUGGACAAGCAUUGUUUAAAGUAACCUUUUACAUUCAUAACUGUCUUACAGGUGUUAAAUUAAUACUUAAGACAUAACAAAACAGCCCUAUUUAGGUGAACUCCAAACCUACGAUUUAGAAGACUUUUGGAUUAAAUGUGAAAGGUCCCCACUGUCCGACAAGAGUCCAGUUGCAUCCCUUCCACUUUUACAGAAGGCACUCACCUCCUCUCAUCCAGUCCACAUUCAGCAGACCUCACUUCCUGCUUUCUGCGGGCGCCAUUUUGAACCUGUCCAUUCUUCAGCAAGUCCCUCCCACGCUGCACUUUUUUUUGGGGGGGGCGGGGUGGGGCCUUGAGCCAAUGCUGUGUUGUCCUCGGAAUGCCAAACAAAACACGGCGCACAGGAAACGAACACUCUUGUGGCUCUAUACGAAUGGUCGCCACACAGACAUACCGUUGUGUUCGUUCUCUGUCAGUACUGGUUCUGAAGGUCCGUUUCACUUUGUUUAAAAAAACAAACAAAAAAAAACAAAAAAAAACCCCACCCUCCUCAACGAAACUGAUGUCCUCUUUAGCGCACGAGCUAGACCAUCUUAUUUUCCCGUGGUUACCCAAAGUGAACGGAUGUUUUCUAUAUUUCUACCGCUUCUGUUAGCUUUUUGGCUUCAAGUGCGUGUAUGUACAUAUAUUUGCAUAGACUUUGCUAGCUAGCCCUAAAAAAAAAAAAAAAAAAAAAAAAAGUCAACUCAGUGGAUCUGUCCGCUAUUAUUAUUAAUAAUUAUUAUUAUAAACAAGCGUGACGAUAUGUUUGGGUAGCGUACCCCACUUAGCGCCUGCUUGGUCGUGUUGUUGUCAUUUUUGCUACACAGCCAACAUGCACGCGGGAAAAGCAUAACACUCGCACACACACACAAUCACUGCCCUUCACAUUAGCCUAGCUUCUCAUAUCUAUACACACAUUUAGCCCUUUUUCUACAGCAACCGGUAAAGUUAACAGAUGGUUUGAUGUCAUUUUUAAUAGGAAUUUGUUUUGUCGCCAUCAUUUCAGUGUGUGAAUGUGUGUGCACAAGUUCUUUAGUAAAAAUAGAAGAGAUGUCUACGCCAAACCCUAAAUAACCUCCCCUGCCCUUUAUGAUGCCUACUUGGCUGCGGUCACUUGACUGUUAGUUAAGCCCAUAUGUGAACUGGCAGCACCUAGUUCUGUUGUAACACUUGAGUUAAAAACAAAAAAAGAAAAGCAGAGCGCUAAAAUGCCAAGUAAGCUCUGUAAGACUGUUAUUGCAUUACAACACAAUUCACUUUUAAAACACUUUAAAAUCAAUAACACGCAAGAAUCCCCCCGCCCCCCAGAAAAGGGGGGGCAGGACGGAGAUGCUACAGCUAGUUAAUGUCACCACGGUGGUAUGUACAGUUUUGAUUGGACAAUCAGUCAUAAUGACCAGUACCAGCUUUCAGCACUAAUGUUUGGUUACAUUAUUCACAAAAAAUUGUAUUGCCAAAAAGUUUACUUUUCUGCCUCACACAAAGCAAUUUUUGCCAUUUAUGAAGGAAAGAGAGGAAAGAAGAAAAAAAAAAGCUUUUUGACUGAUAGCAAUGACAAAGAAAUCAUGUACCAGUAAAAAAAAUAAUAAUUAUACAUCUCCAAAUCAAAUUAGGAGAUGCGUGGUUUACAUUGGAUUGAGAUAGUACAAAGAUCGUCACUGAAAAAAGUUUUUUCUAAUGUUCUAAUUUAAAAAAAAAAAAAAAAAAAAAACUGCCACAAUUUAAUGAUACAUGCUUUUCUUUGGAAAGUGACAUGACAAAAUACAUUGUUGCUCAAAAAUGUUUUGUUUAUAAAAUGGAGAUCGAAAAGUGAUUGCAUGAUGCUAUGACAAAAACAUUUUGUUGACUCAAAAAAUGUCAAUCUUUUAAAAAAAAAAAAAAAAAAAAAAAGCUGUCGACAAAAAUGUCCCCAAAGAAAUUUGGUUAACUCCCCAUACAAAUUUGUCGACUAAAAAGCAAGACAAAAAAAUGUAACAUUUCAUCGACAAAAACAUUUGGGGAAAAUAUUUGCCCAACAAAAAGCAUGUUUCAAAAUUUUGGGAUCGUACUUCUUACCCAGUAUUUUUUUCAGAUUAGAAAAAGUAAAAAUUUUGAAUAUGCGACUUUCAGUGGAAAGCAACAGUAUAGGGGGAAAAAAAUGCUGUCCAAUGAACAAGUUGUUUUUCCCCUCAGUCAUUUUUGUUUUUUCAAAUUAAAACGUAUUUUAAUUGAACAGCAAUGAUAUGGCAAACAAAAGACACUAACAAGCAUGCAUCUUUAAAUUAGGAAUAUAAAAAAAUGUGGCCAUACAUGCUGGUUAUUGGACAGUGACAAAUUGCAACAAAAAUGGUUUAAAGUGCAGUGACAACACCCCAAUUGGGUCCAUCCUGCCCUGUGUGGUCAAAUGACAAUCUAUUGAGGAGGGGAAAACAGACUCACUCGGACCCCUGUUACUUGUCGUUUACGAUGUUAGGUUGUUUUGUUUAAGAUUAAUUUGUGCUGGUUCAGUGCAGCUCCAUACAAUUACGGAGCCUUUUAGUUUGUGUAGCUUGUAAUUUUUGGAACAUUAGACUCUCUUUGUCAUCGUAUCACCGACAUCCAAACUGGUUUCCUUUUUGUUCACUGCAACUUGCACGAUCAGACAAUGCGGUAUUAGCAAAUGCAAUAAAAGGAAAGUACCAGUUAAAUGCUGCAGUUUUCAUCCAGAUAUAGAAUAUAUUUAUAAAGAAAAAUUGGUGGAAUUUGAAACAUGUUUAGACGCAUGGGACGCAGGUAACAGUUUGUGUGUCACGCAGUCAGAAUGAUGUAGCAAAUAAAAUACUAAAGAUGAAAUUUAUAGUUAAUAUAUUGUGUUGAGCUAGUCUGCUAUGGAUUUUGAUGUAAAGAUGUUUUGACGUUUUCUUUUUCUUGAACGAUAUACAGUUUGUGUAUAUUUUCAUAUACAAAAGUAUGCACUGAUGUUAUUGAAAUUCUAUACCGCUUUUACAGAAAAAGUGUUUGUUGUACCAAAGUAUCCAAGUCCCUUGAAACCUCCUUUUUGCGUAUGUUUUACUGUAUUUUAUAUAUUAAAUGACAAACGGAGUGAAGUUCAA